Molecule: messenger RNA, 2551 nt
Organism: Colius striatus (speckled mousebird)
Lineage: Eukaryota; Metazoa; Chordata; Aves; Coliiformes; Coliidae
Gene: ADAMTS4
Product: ADAM metallopeptidase with thrombospondin type 1 motif 4
Exons: 9
Coding region: 237-2237 (666 amino acids)
Biological process (GO): proteolysis; extracellular matrix organization
Cellular component (GO): extracellular matrix
Molecular function (GO): metalloendopeptidase activity
Source: RefSeq, a predicted model, not a curated record
UACUGCAGGGUGGGGGAGAUCCCUGGGGUCUUCCCCCAGUGCAGGGCUUGUUCCGAACAAAGUGACCCGACAAAGGGAACCCCCCAGCCCGGCUCCCAAGGGACCCAGCUCUGCCUUCCCGGAAGGUCUCGGGGGGGGCCGGGGCUGCCCCGCUCCGCCCCUCCCGCCCGAUAAAAGGCGGCGGCGCCGUCGGGGACCCGCUGUCGCGGUAUCGCGCUGCUGUCGCGGUGCCCGGGAUGCGCCGCGCGCUCCUGGCGCUCAUGGUCGCUGCUGUCGCCGCCGCUGGGGCAGCCCCCGGUCCCGCGUGUCCCGUAACGGCACCGGAAGAAGCUGGGACACGGUCCCGCGUGGGGCUGGCCCCGAGGAGAGCCAAGCGCUUUGCCUCGGUGCCGCGGUACGUGGAGAUGCUGGUGGUGGCAGAUGAGUCCAUGGCCCAGUUCCACGGUGCGGGGCUCCGGCGGUACCUGCUCACGGUGCUGGCGGCGGCUGCCCGCUCCUUUCGGCACAGCAGCCUGGGCAACGCGGUGGAGCUGCGUGUGACACGGCUGGUGGUGCUGGGCCAGGGCACCCCCGGGCCCCCCUCCACGUCCAACGCUGCUCAGAUGCUCCGUAACUUCUGUCAGUGGCAAAAGGAUCUCAACGUCCCCAAUGAGGACAGUCCCCUCCACUUCGACACCGCUGUCCUCUUCACCCGGCAGGACCUGUGUGGGGCAGCCACCUGUAACACACUGGGCAUGGCUGACGUGGGCACUGUCUGUGACCCCGAGCGGAGCUGUGCCAUCGUGGAGGACGAUGGGCUGCAGUCGGCGUUCACGGUCGCUCAUGAGCUGGGCCACGUCUUCAAUAUGCUUCACGACACCUCGCAGCCCUGCCAGGAGCUGAACAGCCGCUCCGGAGCCACCCGGCGCCUGAUGGCUCCCGUCCUCUCCUCGCUGGAGCCCGGCGAGAUGUGGUCCCCGUGCAGCACCCGCUUCAUCACCGACUUCUUGGACAACGGCCAUGGUCAGUGCCUCCUGGACAAGCCUCUGGAGUGGCUGCAGCUGCCCUCAGCGCUGCCGGGCAGCGUGUACCCGAUACUGCAGCAGUGCCAGCUCGCCUUCGGGCCCGACUCACGGCACUGCGGCGACCUGCAGCCGCCCUGUGCCUCGCUGUGGUGCACCGGCCACGUCGGCGGCCGCUCCGUCUGCCAGACCAAGCACUUCCCCUGGGCCGAUGGGACGCCUUGUGCGCCGGGCAGAGCCUGCAUGGACGGGCUCUGUGUCGGCAGCGGCCGCAUGCAGGAGCUCACUGUGCCCGUGAACGGCGGCUGGGGGCCGUGGGGGCCAUGGGGCGGGUGCUCACGGACCUGUGGUGGUGGCGUCCGGCUCUCCCACCGUGGCUGCACUGCGCCAACGCCUCGCCACGGCGGCCGGUACUGCGAGGGCAAGCGCACCCGCUUCCAGUCCUGCAACGUGGAGGAGUGCCCGGGCAGCACCCCCCUCACCUUCCGGGAGGAGCAGUGUGCCGCAUACAACCAUCGCCCCGACCUCGUGAAGGGGCUCCCGGCCCCCACGGACUGGGUGCCGCGCUACAGCGGUGUCCUUGAGCGGGACCAGUGCAAGCUGACCUGCCAGUCCCAAACCCUGGGUUACUACCACGUGCUGCAGCCAAGGGUGGCCGACGGGACUCCCUGCUCCCCCGAGAGCACAGGGGUGUGCGUGCAGGGCCGCUGCAUCCCCGCCGGCUGUGACCGCGUCAUCGGCUCCAAGAAGAAGUUUGACAAGUGCAUGACGUGCGGCGGCGACGGCUCCAGCUGCACCAAGGUCUACGGAUCCUUCACCAAAGCCCGCUACGGCUACAACGACGUGGUGACCGUGCCGGCGGGGGCCACGCACCUCCUGGUCCGGCAGAUUUCGGCGUCGGGCAGCGAGGACGUGUUCCUGGCACUGCGGCGGCCGAGCGGCAGCUCGCUGCUCAACGGCGGCUACGUCCUGGUGCCGUCCCCGACCGCCGUGGUGCUGGCGGGAGGCGUCACCCUGCGCUACAGCGGGGCCACGGCGGCCACCGAGACGCUGUCGGGCCGGGGGCCGCUGCCUGAGCCGCUGGUGCUGCAGGCGCUGGUGGUGGACGAGCAGCGCCCGCCGCGCCUCAAGUACAGCUUCUUCGUGCCGCGGGCGCAGGGGCGCCCGGCGUCAGCCUGGGAGAAGCAGAAAGCCGAGAUCCUGGAGAUCCUGCGGAGCCGCCGGCGACACAAGUAGCGGCAGGAGCGCGGCCGGGAUCCGGCCGUGCCGGGAGCUGCCCCGGCGGCACCGCAGCGCAUAUUUAUUGGGCUAUUUAUUGCCCGCCGGGAGCGGGGGCACCAGCCACGGGAUGGCACCGGUCAGCCCCCUCGGCAGAGCCCCGGCGGGACGAGCCCGGUGCAGGACACCGCGUCUACCUCAGCCCUCCGCGGGCACAGCUCGGGGGCGACCCCCAGGCAGGGCCCGGGGACCCUCGCUCGGCUCCCCGUCCCCCCCGGCACAGCCGUUAUUUAAAGCUGUUUAUAUAUCUCGCGGCGCCGUUAUUUAAAGCU